Fusarium oxysporum Fo47 is the source of this 1244-nucleotide messenger RNA. RefSeq names its product Zn(II)2Cys6 transcription factor domain-containing protein. Gene Ontology annotation, biological process: regulation of transcription by RNA polymerase II. The transcript has 3 exons. Lineage: Eukaryota; Fungi; Ascomycota; Sordariomycetes; Hypocreales; Nectriaceae. Gene Ontology annotation, molecular function: zinc ion binding; DNA-binding transcription activator activity, RNA polymerase II-specific. The coding region runs from base 72 to 1244 and encodes 390 amino acids. The record is from RefSeq and is a predicted model, not a curated record.
GGGGAAUAGCACAUAUUCAUUAUUACUAUUUUGAGCCGACUUCAGGUCUAAGCUUAUCGGCUUUCUUCAGCAUGCUUCGUCGCAGUCAUAAAAAGUCCAAGAAGGGAUGUCUGCAAUGCAAACAACGUCAUGUAAAGUGCGAUGAAGGCCGCCCAACAUGUCUCCUCUGCACAAUGUCAAACCGAGAUUGCAGUUUCGCCUCCGACCCCCAACCACCCCCUCAAGACGCAAAUUCAUCAACAUCAGACCCAUCCUCUCGUGAAGGAUCACUCCCCAGCCUCGACACCAAUCUUAGGUCCACAAGUGCAACAUCCCUAUCCGACAGCCAUGAAACAUCUUUUAACAGCGUCGUCAACAUGGAACAUAUGGAACUCUUCAUCCAUGGGAUAACAAACAAAGACUUGUUUAGUCUUGGUGACAGAGUUGAACAUUCUCAAGAGACGCUUGAUAUCUGUCUUAAAGAGAGCGUUAAGGCGCCGUAUCUCUUACAUCAGGUGUUGGCGUUUUCUGCUCGCCAUCUGGCGGCUAUUCACCCUGAGCGGCCAACAAGGUACCUGGAUCAAGCUGUAAAGUUACAGACACGGGCCGUCUCACUAUUUAAUUCGACGAAACGGGAGGUUGAUUCAUCGAACUGUCUCGCUAUUCUCCUGUUCUCAGUUACUCUUGGCCAUCAUCUCCUCGCCGAUGCCUUGGCAACCCGAAGCUCCGACGGUCUUGACGGGUUUCUUACCCACUAUGGUCAGUGUGUCGAGAUGAAUUGGGGGUUGUACCGCUUAACACUCUCCGCAUGGCCUUUACUCCUUAGCACGGAGCUCGAACCAGUUCUAUCAUGGAGUAGUCAGCAAUCAUCCAAAGACCCGACCGGAAACCAUUGCGAACCCAUAAUCCAGCUCAUCAACGAGUCGAUGGCUUUAUCAAAUGAGGAGAAAGAAGUCUGUCACGAAGCAAUACAAUACCUCCAGCUCGGUUUCGAUGCCAUGUUCGAAGAGGACGAUGGCAGUCGAUAUCGCAUGAUAUUUCAGUGGACGAUGCUAGCGUCUCCAGAGCUGACAGGCUUGUUAGCUACAAAACGACCUGAAGCCCUGAUCCUUCUGGGUUAUUACGCUUUGUUAUUGCAUUAUGGACGAAGUCUCUGGCAGGUUGGAGAUACAGGGGAAUAUCUGCUAGGCCUCAUCGUGGACUAUCUUGCCCCAGAGUGGCAUAUCUGGCUCGAGUACCCACAGCGAAUGAUGAGACAAAAUUGA